CCUCCCCCAGCGCGGCGGCAUGGCGGCGGCGGAGCUGAGACCCCGCGGGGCGGGAGGUGGCGGUGGCUCAUGGUGGCGCUGAGCCGCGUGGCGGCGACACCCAGCGCGGAGCCCGCAGCUCCGGCCCCGGCCGCAGCAUGGGCGCGAAACAGAGCGGCCCGGCCACCGCUGCCGCCGGCCGCAGCCGGGCGUACUCGGGCGGGGACGUGCCCUCCGGCAGCGGCGGCGCGGACGGGCGGCUGUCGGGCAGCCCGGCGGCGGGCGGCGGGGCCGCGAUGGCGGCGGCGGGGGGCGCGCCGAGGAGCCGCUCGGCCGGCGCGGCGGCGGGGGCCCGGGCCGCCUCGUCCGCCCCCCUCCAGCCCCCCGGCAGCAGCGGCGGCGCCUCCGGCUCGCAGGACUCGGUCAACAGCAGCCCCGAGGACGGCGGGCGCGAGCGGCCCGCGGGCAGCGGCGGCGGGGGGGCGGCGCGGCUGCUCAUCGGCUCCCUGCCAGCGCACCUCUCGCCGCACCUGUUCGGAGGAUUCAAGUGCCCUGUAUGUUCAAAGUUUGUAUCAUCAGAUGAAAUGGAUUUGCAUCUUGUGAUGUGUUUGACGAAGCCAAGGAUAACCUACAAUGAGGAUGUGUUGAGUAAAGAUGCUGGGGAGUGUGCAAUAUGCCUGGAAGAGCUGCAGCAAGGAGAUACUAUAGCACGACUGCCUUGUCUAUGCAUAUAUCAUAAAGGCUGCAUAGAUGAAUGGUUUGAAGUAAAUAGAUCUUGCCCUGAACAUCCUUCAGAUUAAGACCAGGUUCCUGUUCAUUGCUGCUUCCACUGAUCAGAAGAUGUAGGAGACUUGAGAUUCCAUUUUUUAACACAAAUUUGGGAACAUACUUGGCUUCAGACUUGUGCUGCUGUGAGCCUGGCAAAGAUGGAUAAUCACAUGGAAUAAUGGCUGCAGGAAGACCAGUUGCUUUCCAAUAGAGCUCAGUGUACCAAACAUUUAUACAGAGAACACACAGGGAUUUUGAAAAUGCUGCACAUUCUGUAACAAUCUUCUCCCUAUGGACAUUAAUGACAACAUUUUGUAUUUAAAGGCCAAAGUUACUAAUUUCAAUCUAACUUUUAUUAAGUUCUGUGCAGAAGCAGGUUGUGGUUGUCUCUUUUCUUCCCACACAUGGAAUUCGCAUUCUGAAUCAGUACUGUCUGAAACAUUUAUGUGAGGAUGACCAGAUUUUUGAGUGGAAGCUUUUCAUCUUUCCAUAGGCUAAAGAAGACUAAAUGGCAACUGAAGAAUAAUUUCGCUAUGCGAAUUAAUUCACUGAAGUUGCACCUGGGUGUAUGGUCUUCAUGUAUUUCAAGAAUGGAAAUUGUAAUCUUCCUCUGCAUAAGAAAAAACGUAUUUCAGAGUUUCAUAACUAAUCCUUUGUCUGUCAGAAUGCAGUCCAAAGAAUAAAGCCAAGGCAGGUGACUAAUUAAUAUUGAUCCAGCUAUAGGAUUGUUGAAAUCUGCACAUUGCACUGCAAUUUAAACUAAAAUUUCUCUUUUACUGCUUAUGGGUAAAAAAAAAAAAAAAAAAAAAAAAUGCAGCAGAGUAUAAUCUUGCAGCUAUGCAACAUUUUUUUAAUAGAAUAAGAAUUAUCCCAUUUUAAGUGCUGCCAGUUGAGGUAAUUUGUUUAACGGGUAUUUUUUAAAAAUGUUUUAGGUAAUUAUUUUAUUGUACUACUUUCAUCUCCAGACUGCCUCCCUAGGUUUAGGUAGAAAAUUGUAACAAUGGGCACAGUAAAGAAUUUUCUAAGCAUUGAGAUUACAUAGGGGUAGGAUUUGCGUUUCAUUUUUGAAACACUUUAUACACAAGUUUUUUUUAAUUGAAAUUUACUUGAUGGCAGAUCUGUAGUCUUUGCAUCUAACAUCAGUGGUCUUUUUAUGUACAGAUUAGCAUUUGACUGUUUUUUAACAAGCACCUAUAUUUGUUUAAUUUAUUGUUCUACCGUGUUAUACUGGCUUUACCAGGACUUAAAAAACAAUGGGAGAUACCUAUAGGGAAAUACGCCAGGCAGAGCUGUGGAUAAAUAUGAAUACCUACAAAAUACCACAAUUUAGAAAACAAAAGAAAACCUGGACAAGGUAUCAGGGCUUAAAAGCAUAUAUUUUUUUUAUAUUAUGAACUGAUCCAUAGUAGCUUUUCAUAAUACAGGGAAAAAUUAUGAAUAUUUAUUAAUGACUGCAGUUUUUAGUAAGUUUCAGUAGCAAAAUUAAGUUGCACAAACACUUCAAGUGUUAAGCAUGUCUUAUGUCUGCUUAAUUCAGCUUUUCUUUUGUCUGUCUUUUUUUUCCCCCCUCUGUUUGCUACUCUGUUUCAUAUUGGGCAAGUCUGGAGCAUCUGCUGCUACCCAGAAAUACUGUUGUGUUGCACAUUAUAAGUCUCUUCUGCUUGCAGAGGGAUUUUAGAUUAGAUAACAUCUUCCCAUAAACUUUAUGCUGUGAAAAUGCCUUUUGUUAUGCUGAAAAUUAAAGAAAUCAAAACCAGUUAAUUGUAACAACCAGCGGUACAGCUUCCCAGGUGCUUUUUAAAUUUUUCUUGCAUCGUCCAUUUUAAAUGAAUCGCUAAUUGUGGCACCCAGUGGUACUCCCUUUGAUAGCAGUGCAAGCAGAACCACUGUCACGUUUUUAAAUUGUAUAAUCUCAUCUACCAUACAGCAGUUUCCUACACAAUUUCUUUUGUAACAGAAUUGUUUAGUUGCCUUCUGAUAUUAAGGGAAAACAUUACAGCAGCUGUAGCAUUUUACUAGUAACAUCGUCUCCCACAGGGUCACAUUUUGUUCUGUUUUGAAUGACCUGCAUCUUUUGAGAGAGAGGCAGUUUUGGUAUUUACGUUGACUUAAUGUUCUUGAUUGACUUAAUGCUGGCAGAAACUACUGUAAUACACAAAGGAGGUUAGUGGUAUUUUGGUGUCCUGUGCUCCAAGGUAGUAGCUUGUGUCCUUUCGCUGGGGAUUAAGUUAGAUCGGUUUUUAAACAUAAAUCUGUUUACAGCUUAAGCCCAAUUUCUGUUCACAGUAUGUUGCUUUCUCUAAACCUUGAUCUUCUACAUUUAAAUGUGCAAGUAAAUGAUUGAAAGAACAAACAUUCCAGUGUUUUUCAUCACUUAAACUUAAGGCCGGUGUCAAUGCAAUGGUUGAGAGCCAUUCUAAUAGCAGACGCUUACCUAUGGUUUUGCAGUCAGGGUUCUGUCACUUGGCCAGCCUAGCAACCCCUUUUUCAUUUUGUUUUUGAUUCCUUGGAUGGUUGUGGUGGUUUCAGUCCUAAAUUCUGGAUACAUACAAAACUUCUCCUGAAGUUGGUAAAGUUUUGGCUAUGCAAUGGAAUACAGGAUUAGACCAUUAAUGUGGACCAUACUUAGGAUGGACUGGAAAGAUUAGACUGGAGUUUGGAUUUGAAACUUAAUGUGGAAGUUCAUGUAUGUAAACUUUCAUCCCAAAAUACUGUCUGCCAAUGCUUAUGAAACAAAAACAUACAGCUCCCUUGUUAGUUCUAAACAAUGCCAUUUUCAAAUAUUCUAAUUUCUUUUUUUUAAUAUUCCUUUUUCAAGGUCCUAGAUCACAGUGCUUCAAAAAAGAAAAAAGUGCUGUGUCUAGGAGAAGGUCACCUUUGUGUACUCAGAAGCAAUAAGUUAAAUUAGGGUGUGCCACACUCUUUGUCUACAAAUAUAGGAAUUGCCAAUUUCAGUUCUUUCAGGUGAUUUAAUUUCAUUUGGCCUAUAUCUUGCCCAAGUGUGUAAGAGAGUGAGCUUAUCUUCAUACUCAGGUUUGCCAUAAACAUGCUACUUCCCAGAAGAGGAAGAGUAAAUAUAACAUCCUAAAAGGUGAAGCUUGUCACUUACCAUAUAUCUUGAGUAGCAGCUUGCAUAAAGGUGAUGGGGUGUAAUUGCUAUGAUUUGGAUUUUAUGACCCUAUUCCAAGAGAAGCAUGCUGCUAACAGUUACAGGAAGCUGUAUGUAUAUUUAGUGCAUCUGUUUUCACAUUUUUUUAAAAUAGUAAACUAGUUUUCCUUGUGCGUAUGUGUUGGACAUUGAUUUGAGUGGGAAAUGAAAGGAAAGAGAUGAAGCACACUGCAAACUUGCAGUAUUUAAUUUUGGGAAAAGACUGAAGCAUAAAUGAAUUACAAGCAGGAGCAUCUGUCUUAAUUCUUGUGUUUCAGGGUGAGUAUACUGCCGUAUUUGUAUAUGAAGAAUUUGGAAAGGAACUCACAAAGUUGUGGGGGGAUUUCUUUGACUUCUUAUGCUUUUUAUGUUGUAAAAAGUUCCAUAGUUUCAAAGAAAAGCUCUUGAAGGUUAUUUUUAAAAAGUUCUGCUAAUGUUUUAAAUGACAAAUGUCAGUGCUGUUUUGUUUUUGUGGAAGAUGAGCAAUCCAGUAAGACUGAGUUCACCAGAAACUGGAACCUAAGCAAUUGUGCGGAGGGAGACUUUUAGUCGGUUGCUUUGAAACUUACAUUUCUUUCUAAUUUGUAUCUAACUCCUGAAAUAGAUUUGAAAGAGACUCGUUCUUGAUGGAAAUUUCAGUACCCCAAUCUUAUUAUUGGAGGGCUUUAGAAAUACUCUCCUUCCAGUUCUCCAAUCUUUCACCAAAAACAAGAGUUUCAAGACUUAAUGUUGUUGAUCUCCAAGAGAACUGCCACACACUGUUGCGGGGGCAGGUAAACCUGGGUCUAGUGGCAUAAUGAAGAGAGGCCAACUAGGGCACCAGAUCUUGGUGCUGGUUCUUGGGGGUUGGGGAGCAAAAAUAGCAACAGAUCUGCUACCAACCUACCUGCUGCCACUUGUAGCACAGCCAGUGACGUAGCCCUGUGCAACACUGCCACCCAUGGUGCUCACAUCUCCAGUUACACCCCUGCCUCAAGUCACCUUUAGUACUUCCCCAUGUUUCCAUGAGUUUCAGCUGCUUUAUCAUAGUCAACAGAGUGAUUCUAUUUAGAUUGAUUAUAGCUGUUUACAUUCAUCAGAUCUAUGGCAGAGUGGGAGUUAUCUGGCCACAUAUUAUACUUGGCUUCAGAAUACAGAAGUUCUAACAUGGCCAGGGCAAGUGGGAAGUUUCCUAGUGGGUUAUUGUGGCUCUUAACUUUACCAGUGCAAGAUUUUGCUAGUCAUGGUUUCAUGCCUCAAACUUUUUAUGUCAGUCUCUUCUGCCGACCCCCAAACACUGUACAGUUUUAGGAGCUUACACUGCCCUUUUUCUUUGGGAAAGAAGGACUGUUCUUGGCAUUGAUAUGUCAAUGAUAUGUUACCCCAUCAGCCUGCAAGAAAAGCACUUAGUGUAACCUUUGCUGCAACCGCUAAUCUAACUGCAUUUGACCACCAGGUACAACAGGUUGCACAAAUUAAAUUUUUGCCAUCCCAGAUGGCCCUGUCAUGAGUGGCCAAGUUUUCUUUGUAAAAUGUAGAACUUAAACUAUGUUUCACUAAAUAAAUUCCAUACAAUUUCAUGUUUACUUCUAAAAUCAGCUCAGUGAUUGGACCUUAAUGUGUGUCCCAUUCCCCCCGUAUUUCCCCCGUGUUGGAAGGAGGACUCAUUACACCUGAGCUAUGCAUUUGGUGGUUGUGGAGUUGCAGCACCAAAAUUGAAAUCAAGUAUUUAAAUUUCCUAUUGCAGAAAUUUGUCUAGCCACUGCACAGUGUUAUGGAGACUGUAGACUAUCUCACCUUAAUAUCCAUGUCAGAACCACUGAUUGGAUGAAUUGUAACAAUUUAAUGUGAGGUAUUGCUAGAUACUGAAGACUUGCUUAGCAAAACUGUUGCAUAUGCAGGAGGUUGGACUUAAUGAUCUAAUGUAUGCCUUUUCUCUCUGUUAGCUACAAUCUUCUCCCCUAAUGAGUUGCCAGUAAACAAUACCUAGUGGGCCUGCUGCCUGUUUGAAAGAAGCUUCUUUGAUUGUUGCUCUGCUUGUGGCAGCUUUCAGUCCACAAAUGUUUGACAUCCUUACUCCAUCAGGUUUGCUUUGGCAAAGGUAUUAUGAUGAUAAAUAGGAUCCAGUUGAUUCUGGCAGAAUUUCAAAUGCAAGUAAACCCCCCAUGUUGUAAGUAAAUAGCCUCUCUUGAUAAAUCCUAUUACCCUUGGUUUCUUCAAACCAGUCUCUCCUUCCCCCCCCCCCGCCCCCAAUUUAUCUUAUUGAAAAGUAUUCACUGUUAAAAUCAUAAAUGGCACAAGCUCUCAACAGGUUUGGAAUUUAAUGAGGACAUCACAUUAUGAUUGUGUAGGUUUUCCCAUACAUAAUGAACUGAAGUUGAAGUAUUGAUCUUUGAAUAGCAAAUAUCACUCUUCUAGCUGACUUUGCCAAAGUACUGCAAAAAAUUAGGAGAACAGGGAGAGGCAGCUCAGCUGUAGAGAGGACUAUUUUAAACUUAACUGAAAACCUGCACCAUUACAUUCAACAAGUGAUGAUGUAACAUUCAUGUUUCCACGUGACUGAGGAGAAUCUUGUGCUAACUCUCCUUACCAUUAGGAAGAUGUUAUAUGAUGGUAAAAGAUGAAGAGUAUCCACGUUUUUACACACCUCUUUCCACAAAAUCUACUGUCUCCAAACUGUUAGAUGGAACUCUCUCGUAGCUUACAAAAUGCUCUAAUUUAGUGGUAAUGAGCAAGAAGUCUUCCUUCAUUACCCUAAGCAUAAAUAAGAAUGUAAUUUGCAAUGUCUAAUGUAAAACAUGUUUGUAAAUUUUUGUAAUUGAGCAGUAUGAUUGGAAGAUGACUUAUGUUGUUAAGGUACAUUUUUUGAUGGUCUGCCAGUACAUAAUCAUGAAUGAAAUAUUUUUUUAUUGAUUUUGGGUUCUAUGUUUAACAUUCCAUUUAUGUAAAAUAUGUACAAAUAUAUGUAAUAAAUCUUUUGAAGCACA
Molecule: messenger RNA, 6861 nt
Organism: Alligator mississippiensis (American alligator)
Lineage: Eukaryota; Metazoa; Chordata; Crocodylia; Alligatoridae
Gene: ZNRF2
Product: zinc and ring finger 2
Exons: 5
Coding region: 138-779 (213 amino acids)
Source: RefSeq, a predicted model, not a curated record